Molecule: messenger RNA, 687 nt
Organism: Iphiclides podalirius (scarce swallowtail)
Lineage: Eukaryota; Metazoa; Arthropoda; Insecta; Lepidoptera; Papilionidae
Source: the annotation of a GenBank genome assembly
AUGCUUGUACUAUGGGUCGCUUUCAAGGGUCUGGCAUCGCGCUUGACGCCCACCUACAGAACAUUCUGCGGCGGCACGAUACUCGCACCCACUAAAAUACUCACAGCCGCGCACUGCUUUGUCGAGGACAGAAGCGCAUGCAUAAAGCUCUUCAUGAAAGUCGGUCAUGUAGGUCAAAAGGAGUUAAGGCAAAAGUUCGCAGUCGCCGGCACUUUAUUCAACAAAGGCGUCAGACCGAAAACCGACGACACCCCGGAGGGACAAUGGCGUUCUUUAAAGGAUGUGCUGUAUCCAAAAAGAUACAAAUUUCCUAUAAAAGACAUCGCCAUAGUAUUCACGACGGCACCGUUCAACUUCAACAAUCACGUGAACUCCAUACCAUAUGCGACCCGAUACGCCGAUUACACGGGGAAGUGUCUGGUUUCUGGCUACGGUCGUAUCACUAGUUUAGGGAAGGGCGAUUCCGGGGGUCCCCUCGUUUGCACGAAAACCGGCGAACCGAACGAAACAAGCAAGGGCACACUGGUAGGCGUCGUCAGCGGGCACCGACCCUACGUUGGAUCCUUCUUCACGAGGGUCUCGUCCUAUUACAAAUACAUCAAGAGGAAUGGAUCGCACCGUAACAACAUAAACAAUGCACUCGUUAUUUUAUUGGCAAUGUUAAUACACAGCCAGAUUUUAUCAUUU